AUGGACGUCUCUGCCGCCGCCCGUGAUGCCUAUCCUGGCCUACAGGAGGCCACCUUCAACCCAAGAAAUGCUGUCACCUGGAUCGAAGAGAAACCAGCGGCCAGUCAAGUCUCGUAUGCCAAUGACAUUUUCGAGGAACUGCUCCAGAGUGCUGCGAGGCCAAGGCAGUCCUCUGGUCAAGCCUGUGUCAAGCUCUGCGGAUUCAUUGAGCAAUGUUCCAGAUCGAAAUCUCCUGAUGUCCAGGACUAUGCCUUUUCUGAAAAGACUGCCAAUGAUCUCUUCAACUACUAUGUCGAGUGGAACGAGCAGGAUCAGCAUCGUUCCAUGAGACUGGUUUUAGACUUUCUCAAAUCUUCCAUAACCAGGAACCAACGCCCUGAAAAUGGUGAGGUUAUCAAAACCAGGCUCUUGAAUGACAUUGUAUCUUUCAUCACCCUAAAGUCCAUCAAGCCCUCGGUCAAGUCCGCCUUCAUGGCAUUAGAUUACUUCAUACAAAAGAGGAUAUUCUAUCUUCCCGGUGUGAUUCAGACAUAUCAAAAAAUCCAUGGCGUCUCAGAAGAUCAGCGCGAGAGCUGGAAUACUUUUGUAGCCAGAAUUUUUGACUGGAUGAUAAUGAAACAUCUAUCUCCCGUCGCGGGAAAGCUCUUGGCUACUAUCUUCUCUACUACUUGGUCCGAGCAGCAGGAUGCUAGAUUCUUACCCGAUUCAUGGCACAAGUUCUUGUCCGCAGGGCUGGCCAAAGAUAUAGAGCUCCUCGAGCCUAUCCAGAUAUACAUCAUGAUGCCUCUGUAUACGUCGGACAAGGUCCAGAUGUUGAAGUAUCUUGAACUUUUGUUCUCUUUGCAGACCUUGACCAAGGAUCAGUCUGACCUGGACGUCACCUCGAUGCUCUGGUUGGCAUCACUAGAGGCAGGGAAAAAGGUCGGAAUCGUGGGCGAGCCUCUCAGUGAUCGCGAAGAAACGUCAAAAACACAGGGCAUUGCACACUUGCAAAAGGAUGUGCUGGAGGACAUCCUGUCGCACAGUUCACAGGAAGCUCGGUCAUCGGCCGUAUCAAUUCUAAUUGCUUCGCCAUCGAGUACUAAACCUUACUCGAUUGCAUCCCUCGAAUUGCUUCGGAAGCAUCUUCCGGCAUUCUACUCGGACGGCGAUGCCAAAUUCCGGUACGAUGUCUUGGGAUACUCUAGAAACAUGAUAUCCAGAGUCCAAGGUGCGAUCAGUGGCUUGGCCAAGGAAUUGGAACGUCUCGCAAAGAAGGCGAAAAAGAACAAUACUGGAGGCACCAAUGCCGAAGAUCCUGACAAGCUCAAGCACCUCCUACAACUUCACGACGACUUCCUUGGCUGGUAUUUCAACUUCCUGAAGAAUGAGCUGGUUCCCACAGCUUCAUAUCAAAGGCACAUCACAUCUCUGAGAGCUAUGGAGUUUGUCCUCAAAUCAGAGUCUCGCGGCAAACAGAAUGGAUCAAAGGAAGCAUGGCUAGGGUCACAGCUAGUUGACAGUGCAUGGCUGAGGUCUGUACUGGAUCUCAUCAUGGAUCCUUUUGAUGACGUGAGAGAGACUGCGACGAAUCUGCUAGUUUUACUCUCGACGAGAUAUUCGGAAAACUCCACGACAAUCACAAGGCCAAUGCUGCAAGAGUUGGAGGAGUUUUGCACGCGCGCCAGUGAACUCGCUAGCAAGACCUCUCGUGCUGACCACUCAGAUGGAGUCGCAAGGUCGUACGAGGUUCUUUGCCAAUGGACAAGGUCCAAGGACGGAAAAGUGGCGAUUGCCGCCCGAAUUCUGGCAGACAUUGAGCUAAGACUGAGCGCCGCUGAAUCAGACUUGGCUUCUGCUGUCCUAGAUGCGCCUAUUCACGGUGGAUUUGCUGCACUUCGAUAUGUAUGGCAAUCAUUGUCAAGCACCGACUACUCAUCGGACGAGGUCAUCCUAUUGGAAACCCUCCAGGCACGUGCCAUUAGCAGCUGUCAGAGGAUAUGGCAGGCAGUACGACUUGUACUGUGUGACGACUCCCCAGAAGGUCAUUUGCCAGAAGAAUUGGAAGAAGUCGACCAGCUCGACACGAAAGACCUACUGAGCUACAGCUUUCGGGCGAUUCAUGAGUCAAGCCACCUGUUACGGGUCAUCUCUAGCAAUAUCCGGAUUAAAAAGUCUGGCUAUAUUCGGCCUUCAAGCCAGGAGUUUGAAGCCAUCGGAAACUUGACUUUUGAGCAGUUAUCCAACCUGAGACACCGCGGUGCUUUCACCACUGUGACACAAACCUUUGCAAGUUGUUGUCAGCUUGUCAAGUACUCUUCUUCUUCGUCCGAACAGGACAAAUCUCUGUUGAAAGUGUGGUAUCAGGGCGCCCUUGACUGCAUUCACACUCAAGCAUCGACAACGAGGAGAUCGGCUGGUAUCCCUGCUCUCAUUGUCGGCAUAUUAGCAUCCAAUUCCGACGAGCCUUCAUUUGACACUGUCAUGCAUGAGUUGCGAGAUAUCGCACAAAGGCCUGCGCACGUGUCCGAGACAGACGGAUCCAACUUGCCCCAGGUUCACGCAACCAACUGCAUCAAGGACAUAUUCAAGAGCUCCAUGUUGAGCAGACGUGCUGAGCCAUACUUGACAGACUGUCUUCAACUGGCUGCCAAUAGUCUCAGGUCUGAAGUUUGGGCUAUUCGUAAUUGCGGUCUCAUUCUGCUGAGAAGUCUGAUAGACUGUCUCUUUGGCACAAGCGAAAGCAAAGUGUUGAUGGAGGCAGGUUGGGAUGGCCGAUCCACCAGAGUAGCCUGGCACAAGUACAAGUCUCUGCCGAUGCUACUUGUCAGUCUCUUGAAAUCAGGCCAGGCCACGACGAGUGUUUCCAAGGAGAUUGCAACAGCAGAAUCAGUAUUUCCCGCACUGGACAUUAUCCGCAGAGCAGGGCCACCCGAAGAGUUCAAGGACGAGUUGUACGGUAUCGUAGCAUGGUACCUCGGCAGCCACAUUUGGCAUGUCAGAGAGAUUGCUGCCCGUACACUCUGUUCCUUUUUGCUUCAUGCGGAUUGGUUUGGCCAUGUCAAGACCCUGCUUGCAGAAUCUCAAUCAUCUGCCAACAAGUUGCAUGGAGCACUAUUGACAUUUAAAUUUCUUCUUGAGCGACUUCUUGACACCAUGCAAGAUCAGCUACUGAAGCACUAUCCAGAGGAUCUGUCCGACCUUGUUCAGAGUAUACCAAGCAUGCCUGGUAGCUUUACGACUUGUGCCGAAGUACGCGCUGUAUACUUUGAGAUCAUCAGCUUCCUGAACGGACUGGCCAGCAAUUCGCACAUUGGCGCACAGCUCACCGAUCCCGUCUUGCUAGAACUCAACGACGCAUCAUCACAAUCCUCGGCAAACUCCUUCAAGAUUCGCUCGGCCCUCGAGGAAGCAAAAGAGGCACAGGCUUCCACAGCUUCCGAGAUGGAGCGGAUCAUGCGCUCCCCGGAUCAACUUGCCAACUUUGACAUAGGGGCACUACUCAAGAGCGACGUGAACGCCGCCUGUGAUGCCUUGGAGACCAUGCUGUCGUAUGUCGAGGUUGGGAUAGGGUCUCUGUUUGUUCCCCUGGCAGCGUCCCGGAUCAUCAAAAUUUGCAUUACAGCAGUAUACGAGACACAUGUACCAAAGCCCCGGGCCCUGGCCCUGAAUAUCCUUGCUGCCGAGCUCGACGGCUUGGUACAUAAAGAUGCCAUGGCCGCGCUUCCGGCCACCACUGAGCUCACUUCCCUGUGGCAGGCGUUGCACAGCGGAGCUCUCAAUCCGGGUCUGGCAGACGCCAUUAUUCGGGUCAGUGGACCGCUGGUCAGAUUUAUUAUCAUGCGGGGCUCUGCCGAGGCAUCCGCCGAGAAUAAUGAGCAAUGGCUCAAGUCCUGGGGCACCAUGAUGAGAAGUGCCGGUUCUGUCGAUAACGGCUUUGACACGCGAAUGUCGGGCAUCCAAGCCAUCCGCUCCUUUACAGCCACCAGCAGCAACGACAAUAACACUCUGUCGUUGGCCUCGUCAGCCAAUCUCCCCUGGCUCCUGGCGCUCUACGACUACCUCAACGACGACGACGAAGAGAUCCGCGACGCCGCCGCCACGGCCGCCGCACCCGUCCUCGGCAAACCCCUCGUCUCCAUCGAGGCCGGCGAGCGACUCCUCACCCUCUUGGCCGACCUGUACAGGGACGACGAGGAAUUCCGCCACCACGCCGCAAGCCGCCUGGUUGGGGAGCAGCAGCAGCAGCUAGGCGCAGGGCAAGAAUGGACGCCCGCCGAGAUCCAGCUCGCGCAGGCCCUGCGCUUUGACGACUCCCUUUUCGUCGUCGAGGAGCAGAAUCUAUACAUUGACGAAGUACGCGAGGCAAUGCGCUGGCGAGACGCCCUUUUCCAUUCUUCAUCUUCGUCCUCCUCUUCCUCUCCCUCUGGGGGCUCCCGACAGGCCCUGGCCGACUGGACCACGGCCAGUCUCGGCACACUCUCACGGAUCGCGGCCGAAAGGGGCGACGACGGUGUCCUGGGCUGGACUUCCAAGCCCGAGGUGUUUGCCAUUUGCGCGCGCAUCGCCGUUGCCGGCGCCGCGCUUUCCGAUAGUCACGAGGCUGUGCGGGACGAGCUGCGUGCGUUUGUGGGCCUGGGCCAGAAGACGAGGGUUCAUGGUCUGCUGUUGCAGAUGUGCGGUAUUUAA
Pestalotiopsis fici W106-1 is the source of this 4668-nucleotide messenger RNA. RefSeq lists its product as uncharacterized. NCBI's taxonomy places the organism in Eukaryota, Fungi, Ascomycota, Sordariomycetes, Amphisphaeriales, Sporocadaceae. Gene Ontology annotation, biological process: tRNA methylation. The transcript has 9 exons. The coding region runs from base 1 to 4668 and encodes 1555 amino acids. The record is from RefSeq and is a predicted model, not a curated record. Gene Ontology annotation, cellular component: cytosol.